Molecule: messenger RNA, 606 nt
Organism: Paramacrobiotus metropolitanus
Lineage: Eukaryota; Metazoa; Tardigrada; Eutardigrada; Parachela; Macrobiotidae
Product: thyrotropin-releasing hormone receptor-like
Exons: 4
Biological process (GO): G protein-coupled receptor signaling pathway
Cellular component (GO): membrane
Molecular function (GO): thyrotropin-releasing hormone receptor activity
Source: RefSeq, a predicted model, not a curated record
AUAUUGGGAGUUUCGGGCAAUGUCCUGCUUAUCUUGGUGGCCCAUAAAUUCAGCUUUCUCACGCAGCCCGUGUACACCUAUUUGGUGUCAAUGGCAUAUGCCGAUCUACUGGUCUGCUUAACGGCCAUCCCGGAAGCCAUUGUGUCGUAUCAUUUUGGAAAUCAGUGGUUCCUCGGCCAAGCGGGCUGUUCCGUAUUCGUAUUUCUCAAUUUCUUUGGGAUUAAUGCCGGGGUCGCCAGCAUGUCCAUGAUGACCUUUGAGCGCUACGUCGCCGUUUGCCGUCCGUUAUUAGCCCGAAAAGUCUGCACUGUGGAGCGCACGCGCAAGAUCAUAAUUUCUUUAUGGAUUGCAGCAGCCGUCUACUGCUCACCGUGGCUGGGUCUGACCGAAGUGAAAACCAUCGGAGGGACAGAUCGAGAAAUUUGCGAUUUCCGUUUAACGCAAGAGUACUACAUAUUCAUCUUCGGCGCGGAUUUAUUAAUAUUUUACUUCUUCCCGCUGUUAGCGGCGAUUACAGUCUACAUAAAGAUCGACGAGUCGCUACGAAAGCGCGAAGCUGCGAUCGGCGACGCCAUCGUCUUUGGCAUUUAUUUCCGAGCAAUGUGA